Molecule: messenger RNA, 1278 nt
Organism: Durusdinium trenchii
Lineage: Eukaryota; Dinophyceae; Suessiales; Symbiodiniaceae
Source: the annotation of a GenBank genome assembly
GUUCGCAAUCCUUCACAGACAAAGUCCAACUACGUUGGACAAAUCUCAUUAGUUCUUUUCUCGAGGUUUUCGUUGCCCUUGGAAGCGGGACCGCGAGCGCAACAUCAUGGAAAUUAGCAUAGUGGUACCUGGUUUGAGCUGUGUGAUCGAUGGAAAAUGACUCCAGAAGAUGAGGGGGGAGAAGAUCAAAUCAAAGAUGAAGAGGUUUGGGCGUGUUUGACGCCAGCUGAUUUGGAGAUCGACCUUGAAGAUUUGGAAGCAGACGACCCUUCAUGUGCAGAACAUGCAGAGCUGGAACAAGUUCUUGGAAAAAUGACAGCUGAUAGCUGAGUUUUAAGGCAAACAAGUCACGACACCGAUGGCACCUGCACUUGAAAAAUGCUAAUUCACGAGACUCGUCUGAAUUUUUGCAGUUUCAAGGUGAUUUGUCUUCCCUUCUCAACCAGACCUGCUGAGGCUUUUGCCUCAGGGAACUCUGACGCCAUUGCCUCAGGAUUGCAAAAGCUUUGUGCAGAAGCGGAGAUGCUCCAGUUUAACCUGGCUGCGAUGGUGGCCAAGGUGGCGUGCGGCUGCUUGGGCCAGAACGAGAGAACGGACAAGGAUUUCUUCAUGCACGAUAUUCUUGGUCCAGAUGUGCAGGCCAAGCUGCCAUUAGUGAAGCUGCCAUGGCCCAGUGCGGCCCAGAGCCUUGCAGAGUACGAGCAACGCCUGGCUGUGCUGCCUGAAUGUAUGGCUGUCACACGUGAGCUGCACCUGGCGCUGGACAAGGUGGAUCCUCGUCAAGAUGCAAAAGACAUCAAUCGUGACACCUUGGAGGUGAAUGGCCUUCAAGUCUUUGGGGCACAGGGUGGCUACCAAGCUGCAGUUGAUGCUGUUGCUCAUGCUCUGGAUGCAGAUGGAUCACAGACCCAAGCGCAACUUUUGUUGAGCCUUCUAAACCGAACUACCUCUGGCUUUGUGGCAUUUGAGGAAGUUCUUAGGCUAUUGGAUGGCCCAGAGGUGGUGAUUUCACCCGAGAGUGCCAAAGCAAGGCCUCUUGAGCUUGCGAUUACUUGUGAUGAGCACUGGGUGGCACUGGGCCGAGCACACACUCGCUAUGCCGUGCAUCGGUCAGAUGCUUCGGGGUGUUUGGCUGCUGUCGACGCCUUUGUUUGCUUUCGACUUUCAUCCCAAAUGCUGCACUUGGCGCAAACCUCUGAGCUGAAGGUCCCUGCCACUGUUUUGAUGUACAGGUCUGGUGCUAACACAACAUGAGCGAGCCAAAAAGAUUUGUGCGAU